Orcinus orca (killer whale) is the source of this 678-nucleotide messenger RNA. Its product is annotated as DPH3 homolog. The record is from RefSeq and is a predicted model, not a curated record. Gene Ontology annotation, biological process: protein histidyl modification to diphthamide. The coding region runs from base 4 to 309 and encodes 101 amino acids. NCBI's taxonomy places the organism in Eukaryota, Metazoa, Chordata, Mammalia, Artiodactyla, Delphinidae. The transcript has a single exon. Gene Ontology annotation, molecular function: metal ion binding.
GACAUGCCCUGGCUUGGGUCAGACAGCGGAGGUGACAGACCUCUGCUGGCCCCAGUAAUGAUGGCGAUGUUUCACGACAAGGUGGAGACUGAGGACUUCCAACAUGAUGAGGACUCAGAGAAGUACUUCUACCCCUGCCCAUGUGGGAGUAACUUCUGCAUCACCAAGGAAGAUCUGGAGAAUAGGGAAGACGUGGUAACGUGCCCUAGCUGCUCUCUCAUUAUAAAAGUGACUUAUGACAAAAAUCAGUUUACAUGUGGAGAGACAGUCCCAGCCCCUUCCACCAACGAAGAACUAGUUAAAUGUUGAAGAAGACUUUAGGACUCCAAAGCCUGAACUUUGGGGAAUGAGCCAAGAUGGAAAACUCAAAUGCAAAGUCACUGACUUCUUCAUGGUGACAGUCAUUUUUUAGUUUGCUGGUCCAUAGAGUGUGGAUUCUUCCCAUUGGCUGCCAAGUUGAAGAAGCAAGUCCACCACAUGACAUACCUGGAUUUUAUGCCGAGAACUUUGAAUUGGACGUGCUCUUAAAUUUCCAUCCAAACUUAAAGAAGAUAAUUUCAAAUCAGUGCUUUCUUUCUCUCAGUUUUGUUAUUUUUAUAUCUUACACCUAAUUACUUCAUUAUCUGAUAACAGCUUCAUCUACCUCAAAGUCAUUAGGAUUCUUUAAUUUAAAAAGAG